AUGGGCAGCGCUGGAUAUGAUUGCAGCAACUUUGCCGAUGAGCACCCUGACAUUGAGGUUACUGGUACUGAUCUGUCUCCUAUUGGGGAAGAAUGGGUGCCUCCCAACCUUCAGUUCGAGAUCGACGACUGCAGUCAGCAUUGGAACUUUGACAAUUCAUGUUUCGGCUUUAUUCAUAUGCGCAACUUGACUGGCGGCAUCAAGGACUGGCCUCACGUCUUUGGUGAGGCCUUCCGUUGCACCAGUCCAGGCGGGCUUGUCGAGAGCCACGAAGAGUCCUUCAUCCUCAAAAGCGACAACGAGAGUAUCGAGCCUAGGGGCGCUCUGGAAGAGAUGGGAAAUAUCUUCAAAGAGGCGGGACAUAAGACAGCCGGGUUUGUUGAUGUCGAGGAGGUGGUUAUGAGAAUGCCUAUUAGCAAGAUGCAUAAAGACCCGGACCUCCAGAAGGUCGGCCGGAUUGCGUACGAGGCAUUACUUCACGAUUUGGAGGGUCGUCUGCUCUAUGUCACCACACAAGUCUUGGAAUGGUCGAAAGACGAUACCUACUUUUUUGCGAUCAAAGUGCGGAAGCAGUUGAAGCAGAUGGAUGUGUACGUUGACCAUAGGAUUGUUGUCGGCCGGAAACCUUGGAGCGGUUCUGAUUGA
Molecule: messenger RNA, 645 nt
Organism: Fusarium falciforme
Lineage: Eukaryota; Fungi; Ascomycota; Sordariomycetes; Hypocreales; Nectriaceae
Exons: 4
Coding region: 1-645 (214 amino acids)
Source: RefSeq, a predicted model, not a curated record